GCAGUCUCGGUUGCUCGUCUUACGGGUUACGCACAAAAAGGAGGAAAUAUUGACGUAAAUUCCUGCAUCUUUGCCACUUUGAUCAAGAUCAAACAGUAGCAUAAUGCAGUCUUUACAAGCUUUCAUUCUAUUGGCAGCUUUAGUCACGUGUUGCGUCACAACUGUGGUAGAACAUAGCGCAUGCGUGGACCAUAGCAUUCCUGAGUCACUUCAGAAUGAAACAGUUUCUAACCUGCUCAAGAAGUACAAAGACUACCUUAUGACAACCAAUGCCACCAUGGCGGGCUGCAAAGAGAUUACUGUGUUUGACAUUCUUUCUCAUGCUGUAAAUGCCACGGGGGAUUUAACGGAAACUAUGAACAAGCUGGGCAGCAGGAAUGAUUGUGCACCCUAUUUGGAGUUUACUUUGAAAGAAGUCGCAUUUCAAAAUCUCAAAGAUCCUGAAUCGUUCCCUGGAAACACUACCGUUAACGAGUUACUGAACAUUCUCAUGACCAACACGACCGAAACUGUAUUGAAAGAUGUUCAUGCAGUGAUAAAAGUAAGCUUUCAGAACAAGACUGACAUUGUGAAUAAGACGAUCCACGAGCUAAUUGAAAUGGGGCACUAUUCAGAUCAAUCUCGAUUUGAUCAUAUCAUGCUUUUUGCUAUCAAUGCAAGCAAUGUUGAAGAAGCGGCGAUGGAACUUCGCUUUCCGAGAGAUCUUCUGGACUUUAGUAUGAUCGAGAUGGUGGACUUGCUUUAUACGAAUGUGAGCUCGUUUCAGAAGGACCUUUCUCUAAAGUGUGCCAUUCGCCAUCUUCAGUCGUCAAAGAAUUGGCUCAUGAAACUCAGGCAAUUUAGAAGGCAAGGAAGACUGAAAGUUCAAAAUAAAACAGUGGAUGAUCUUUUCAAGGAGAGUGGACUAAACAAAACAACCACAACUCUCUACGAUCUCUUUCGUAUAAUGUUCAAUGUACAGGUCGACAACGUGACAUUCUGGGCGUCUUACGGUCCAAGACGAGUUGCACUGGAAGAUUUCAGAUUUAGGGUUCUGGACUUUGCAAAAAUAGCUUUUCGUGACUCUGGGGUUAUAUUGAAUUCUACUGUUUCACAAAUGUUUGACUUGGUGUUUGCGUACAGUCUAAUUUUCUCACAGUAUAAGAUGAACAUAGCACAGUCAAAAUCGCGAAAGGAACUUAUUCUUAAGCGAUACAAUGUUACAAUGGAUGACUUAGAAAAACCACCUUUUAACCUCACACCUUCAGAAAUCAUGUCGUUGAGCGACCGUGAAACAGAGAACAGAGCCAUUCAAAUUUAUUUUAUAAAAUACGCCGAGCACGAAAAUGUUACCCUUGGAAAACUUGAGGAAUGGUCCAUCAUACCUGCUGGGCAGUUAUUAAAUGCUACAGUGGACAACUUCAUUCCUUUGUUGUUUAAAGUUGCUAAAGCUAAGCUACUACGGGUUUUAAGAAAAGGAAACGCUUUUCAUAAAAUCAUUAUCAAUACAAGCUCCAUAUCCUUUCUUAAUCUAAAAGAACAGAUUGCAGAGGAAUGGCAACCACUGACCACUAACCUGAAAGGACUGGUAAAGCUGAAAUUAACGUACUUGAUCUUCCAAGUAAACGGAUUGAAUCCAACUAAAGUGUGCAACACGAAUUUUUAUGAUUUUGUCGAAAAUCAUUUCCUUCCUAAAAACACAACUUUCAAAGAUCUCUUAGAGAUUUUUGGACUUCAUCAAAACCUCACCUUGUUGGAGAGAGAAUUCAAGAAGUUCACGUUCUGCAAUUUCAACGAAUUUAUCGUUUUACGGAAGUUUGAAAUCCUCAGUUGGACGGUGGAAGAAUUCGUUAAGAAAAUUUCAAGGGCUAUUUUGACCAAUAUUGAUGAAUGCAUAUCAAGAAAACCUUGUGCCAAGAUAAGUGGUGUGACCUGUAAGGACAAUCCCUUUGGAUUCACAUGUAUCUGCCCUAAAAAUAAAACUUUGGACGCCAAUAGAUUGUGCGUAGAUAUCAAUGAAUGCAGACAGAGGCCAAGACCAAACUGCCGAAAUAACUCACACUGCCUCAACACGGUAGGGUCGUACAAGUGCCGAUGUAACCCAGGAUUUAAAGACGUUAAUAACACUUGCGAAGAUAUUAACGAGUGCACUGAAAAUACUCAUGAAUGUAACCCGCGUGCUACAUGCAAUAACACCGUUGGUAGCUACUCGUGCAGCUGCAAUAAGGGAUUUACUGGAAAUGGAUAUAGAUGUCAAGACAUCGACGAAUGCGACAUGGGAAAUGUAACCUGCCGCAACAACUCAGAGUGCAAGAAUACAAUUGGUUCAUAUAAGUGCCAAUGCAAACGUGGCUUUAAAGACGACGUCAAUAACACAUGCACAGAUAUAAACGAAUGUAAACUGAAUCCUAAAGCAUGUUUUAGCCACAGUGAACGUAAUGUGAACUGUACGAACACUAUUGGCUCAUACCGUUGUGCUUGUAAGCGCGGAUACAGAUAUGUCAGACACCAAAGAUCCUGCGUUGACAUCAAUGAAUGUGAGGAGCAAAGACCCUGUAGAAGCUUCGCUAACAGUAUGUGCAAUAGCACUGGCGAUUACUCUUAUGAAUGUGUCUGUCGUCCUGGUUUUGAGAAAAACCCCAAAAACGGCUCUCUAUUGAUCAAUUGCACAGAUAUCGACGAGUGCGUAGUCGGCAGUCAUAAAUGCCACAAGCAUGCUACAUGCAAGAACAAAGAUGGCGGUUACUCGUGCAUCUGCGAAAAGGGUUAUAAAGGCAGUGGGUUUAGUUGUAAAGUCGAGAGGCUCUUCGACGUUUCGCCAAGUGGACUUGAAAUCAAGAAACUAAAGGGAUUUGAUGACAAAAUCAAGCCCCCACUCAAGUUUUAUUACAAUGAAAAAAUGCAUAAAAAAUUUUACAUUACCGAGGAUGGCUACCUUGCUGUUGGUCGAAGGAUAAAAUCCAGUCCAAGGCAGUUGAAAUUAUUGAAUUUGGAUAUCAUAUCGAUAUUCUGGGCCUGGACAAACUAUAGAUAUGACACGUCCAAUGUGACAUAUUAUGAAUUAUCUCAGAGUGACGAUAAUGCUGCCUCCAUUCUGAGUAGGAUCAACAAACUUGUGAUCAAUUCAACAAACGAAGCAAACUUCGAUACCCAAUGGGCGAUGGUGAUCACUUGGAGUAACAUGUCUCCUUAUUGGUACCUGAGGAGAAUUUUUUAUAAAUCACCUUAUUCUAAAGAGACAAACACAUUUCAAGUUGUCAUCGCUGUUGCAGGCAGAAAAACUGUCGUAAUUUUCCUCUAUGAACACGGCGGCAUGACAUGGAAAAGAGGUCAAUUAAGAAAAGCAACGGUAGGAUUCUCUUUUAAAAAAAGGAGAAACGGUUAUCAAGUAGAUGGAUCAUUUAACGAUGAUAUCUUGAACAUCGAUGAGCAAACCUUCACCGAUCCUUCUGGUAAAAAGCGUCAGGGUAUCAUUGUAAGGGUGUUCAAAGAUGCAAAGCCAGAUGUAUCUCCAGAGGAAAACUGUUUGAAUUGGAUCUUGAAAGAAAACAAGAAAAAUCAAGGAUGGCUAAAUCGCCUAAUUGAAUGUCCUUCAACGGAAAGGCAAUUCUGGAUUAUGAGAUGGUUAUUCAGAAGAAUGACAAAUAUAAGAGAUCGUACAUGUUAUAUCACACGGAGAAGAGACAAGUCAUGCUGCUACGAUACUGAUUCUGGUGCACUGAUCACUAGUCCUUAUAUUAAGGCAGGAAGAGCGCUCGGACCGAAUGACGGCAACGCAUUCAACUGGUGCUGCAUUGAGAGCAAGAGGUACUGUGAAUCUUUCUCCCAGCUAAGACCAGCUGACUCCGACGAACAGCGGGAAUGCAGAGGAUUUUGUUCCUGGUUGAGGAAUAUAUGGACGAUACGCAUAAGACGCACAAGGAGAAUCCGACGACGUCCUUUUAGAAGGGGCUUUAUGUGGGGUGAUCCACAUAUUACCACUCUUGAUGGUUUUAAGUACACGUUCAACGGACUUGGAGAAUACGUAUUACUAAAGACAACUGAUUCAGAAGACUUUAACGCUAUUCAUGCUCGAACCAAGAGAUCAAAAAAUAAAGAUGGCAGCCUUGCAAAAGCAACUGUUUUCUCAGGGUUUGCUAUGCGGUCAAGUAAAAAUACAACUGUACAAGUUUUACUAGAUGGAAAUAUGGCUGGUAAUCUAAGUAUCACAACCGUAAACAAAUCAAUGAACUGUCAACCCUUUGGAAUCGCUGACAUUGAUGAGCAUCCCAUCGAAGGUUUCACACUCUCAAACAAUUCUAAUGCCUUGGUAGUCGUGUAUGACAGCGGGCUCACAGUAGAGAUCACACCAGGGAUGGAUCUGCUUCAGUUUGGACUCAGUAUCCCCACCAGCAAUUUCGAGAACAGAACAGAAGGACUUCUGGGUAAACUAAACGAGGAUCCAAACGAUGAUUUGUUCCUUCGCAACGGAACUGCCGUGCCAUUGAACUCGACUGAAAAGGAGAUCUUUGAAUACGGCAAAACCUGGGUUGUUCAAGACGACGAGAGGCUGUUUGUGAAUAGCAGUUGUGACAAGCUGCCAGUCUAUGUUGACGUGAACUUUAGACCGCUAUUCUUGAGUGACGUUCAAAACAACAUUACUGCAGAGAUGAGGGAAACCUGUAAGAACAAUACUGAAUGUUUACUUGAUUACUUUGUUACUGGAAACAAAGCGUUUGCCCAAGCAACUUUGAAAUUUGAGGAGGAAAAUGAGAAGGUUAAGAAGAUCUUAGAUAUCAACGAAUGUGAUAAUAACGCCCAUAGCUGUGGCCAAUAUCGGGUAUGCAACAACGCCCCGGGAGGGUACAAGUGCAGUUGCAAAGAUCGUCGCAUGUUUUCAAAUGGAGGAGCCAAAUGCAAAAGAUCUCGAAGAUUCAGAUUUUACUUCAUUCUCGUUCGUAUAAUUUGGAUUAACGAUUAUUCUGACGAGCAUUCCGAAAAAUCAGCUGCUCUUGUGAAAGAGAUCGUUAGAGUGCUGGAUGUCUUCUUCAGGUUCAAGUUCCAAGGCAGAUUUUUAGGCUGCCGCGUUAUGAAAUUCAGUCAAGGAAGUGUGAAAGUAAACGUGACACUGAACUUUGACAGUAACUCGACUGUGACAGCCAAUGAUAUACAAAAAUCUGUUGCAAAUGUCAGCGACAUUGGUGGCCUAAAAAUUGAUCCAACAAAGAGUGCAGUGUCAGACCUGGAUGAAUGCAGCGAUCCGUCAUUAAGCAAUUGUCACAAAGACGCGACAUGUAAGAAUGAGCCCGGCUCGUUUAGUUGCAGUUGUAACAAUGGCUACAAGGGAGAUGGAUUUACUUGUGAAGCAAUACCAAAGACUAAGGAUAAAGAUGACGACAAGAAGAUCAUGAUAAUCCUACUGUCUACACUCAUUCCUCUGGCUGUCAUCAUCAUCAUUAUUCUCAUCGUUUGCUGUUGUAGAAGGCGAGGAAAGGGCAAUCUUAAAAUGGAAGAGAGCUCCUCUGGUUACCAAAUGAGCAACAGGAGUAAUAUGUAUGAGUCCUCGAGAGUUCAAAAGGAAGUCCGCCAUGGCAGUGAACGCAGAGGCAGCGACGAUUCCAUAAAUGCUGCCUAUUAUGACAAUGUCGGCAGUAAAAAACAGAGCUCGUCGGGAAUGUACGACGUCUCGCAGGCACAAUACUACGACAAUCCUGCGGUAUCAACUUAGACUAAUGCCGUCAAAUCUUGAUUUGUGCCGCCGACAAUUCCAAGAAUAACUGAAAAUCAGCACUGCAUUAAACUAAUGUUAAACAUCAGAAUAAACUAGACGAAGCAUGCAUGAAAGCUUACUACUUACCCUGGUUAUGUCCUUACCAUGAAGGGGGAACCUUUGGUAGAGUCAAUGUAUUUGCUUCCAACUUUACAUUCCUUUCCCCCUUCUCAUGCAUUCUUUGUGUAUAGUUUAUAUAAUAAAUUUGAACAAUGUAGUACACCAGUGACAUGGGUCACAUGGAUGUGGAUUGUUAUAAUCCUUAUCCUUAUGGUGUCAUUUGCAUUUACACUUUUCCACGUACAGUUCGAAUUGUUAGUUUUUCUAAAUUCAUGCAUUAUGACAAUCGUAUACUUACCUUCUUGCAGUAAAAUACCACCAUUAUCAUCAUCAAUGCACUAUGACGUCAUGUUUACAGUUGCUGGCAGAUUCGAUGAAGACAAUGAAAAAAUGUCCUUUCUCUUAGAAAACAAUUGUCUGAUUUUUGUCAUAUUUUUUUGUCAAACACAACCCGUCUAUACCUGUAACUGUUCCAAUUCUGCUAAUUGGUUGUUCCGUCCUUCACAAUGCCUUAAAUUGCAGUUUUAUCUUUUUGCUAUACAAUCUGCCAUGAAUCUGUCAUUGUUGCCAUGGAUUGCUGCCAUGCCAUUAAGAUAGCUCUAUAGUUCACUGAGUGACGUCACAGUGAAGUGGUGAAAUUUUAACAGCCCACAGGCGAGGCUCGGAGAAACAAUGGAUAAUCUUAAUGUUUCUUUUAUUUCUUCGGAGCCUCGUCUACCGUCCUUUUAUGUAUGGGUCACUCAACCCAAAUUUCUGAAGUCAACUAUUGUUAUACACGCGACAUAAAACGUACAAUUGUAAAAAAGUUACACUAAGAUAAUUGCUCACUAUUAAAGCGAAUCUCACAAAAGUACA
Messenger RNA from Exaiptasia diaphana, 6643 nucleotides. RefSeq lists its product as uncharacterized. The record is from RefSeq and is a predicted model, not a curated record. Lineage: Eukaryota; Metazoa; Cnidaria; Anthozoa; Actiniaria; Aiptasiidae. Gene Ontology annotation, biological process: cell-matrix adhesion. Gene Ontology annotation, molecular function: calcium ion binding.